Molecule: messenger RNA, 3213 nt
Organism: Triticum aestivum (bread wheat)
Lineage: Eukaryota; Viridiplantae; Streptophyta; Magnoliopsida; Poales; Poaceae
Product: U-box domain-containing protein 6
Exons: 8
Coding region: 612-2864 (750 amino acids)
Biological process (GO): protein ubiquitination
Molecular function (GO): ubiquitin-protein transferase activity
Source: RefSeq, a predicted model, not a curated record
AACAUGCCCGGGAAAUAGAGCACCGCCGUCGCGUCCACGUCCCAGCGCACUCCACAGUCUCCCCGGCUGCGCACCGAGGCCUGCCCGAGAAAAGCGAGAGGAUAAACGUGCGAGGUGACGAGGAGUCCUCCUCGAUCCCACCUCCCUUCUUCGAUCGUCAACGGUUUCUGGCUUACGCGGCAGGGCAGCGGCCAUCGUGAUCUCACCUCGCCCCCUUGCGCCCUCCCCGAUCAGUUCCUCUGUCCUCCUUCCCGGAACGGGGCUAGGCUCCUGCGCGCGAGGGUUUCCUCUGAAGAAAAGAGGUGGGGAUCAGAAGGAGGUUCUUGUUGCUUGAGAGGAAAAUGAAGUUUUCUUGGUUUUAGCCCACAAGUUUCAGAAAAGGAGGAGCUCUUGAGGUUGUUCAUUAUUUUUGCUUAAUCUCUGGGUAGCAUUUCUCUCCAACGCUGGUUGCUUGUCUCCGUUUGAUCCAACGAAUUAAUACAGCUUCUCUUCAAGGGGAGGGGGUCACAAAGUGCCUUCAACUGCUUCCGUACUCCAGCUAAUAUAGAUUGCACUGAUUUUAAAAGAAAACAAGAAAUCGAUCGAUCCACCUACUCCCUCCGUUCCUAAAUAUGGAGAAUAAUACUGAUGGAAUGUUUGGUACACCUGAGCAUAACUCACAUCCUAAGGUUCACAGCUUGAUGUGCAGUGAGUUGAAAAUGAUGUUGGAUAAAGUUACUUCUAUUCUUCCAUCAAUAGAAGCGGCUCAACCAGGAUGUAAAGCAGGCAUAGCGGAACUAUGUAAUCUGUACAGCAUAGUUGACAAAGGGAAACUUAUAAUCCAGAACUGCAUUGAGUGUAGUAGUCUUUAUUUGGCUAUUACAGGAGAAGCAACAGCAAUGCGAUGCGAAAGGAUUAGAAACUCGAUGAGGCGGAGCUUGUUCUUGAUUCAGAAUAUGGUCCCGUCCAUGUUGGCUGAUCAGGUUGCUGAUGUACAUAAUGAUCUCCGAAAUAUAAAAUUCCUUGUUGAUCCAGCAGAAGAAGAAGCUGGCAAAGCGGUCUUGAAGAUGCUUCGACAUUCGGAUGCAACCGAAGAACUUGAAAUGCAUACAUUCCUUCUAGCAUGUUCAAAGUUAAAUCUGACAUCACAGAAAGCUAUGUUAAUCGAAAGACGGGCAAUCAAGAAACUACUAGAUAAGAUCAAUGGCAACGAUCCCAAAAAGGAAGGUAUCCUCAGUUUUUUCCUGUAUCUAGUCAGAAAGUACGGAAAGAACAGCAAGCCUGAAACAGGUGCAAAGAAUGGAACUGUGAAUGAAACUACAUGCACAAAUGUAAUUUCUAGUGACACUGGUGCACGCAGAAAAUGCAUUCCAGGUGUGAACUCUGGGACUGGGAGAUAUGAUGAUCAGAAUAAUUUGUCAGGACUUGCUACACCACCUACAGAGCUCUGCUGCCCAAUAUCUAUGAAGCUGAUGCAUGAUCCUGUGAUAAUAGCCUCUGGACAAACUUGUGAAAGAGAAAAUAUCGAGAGGUGGUUCAGUAAAGGAUACGAUACUUGUCCUAGGACACAAGUAAAGUUAGAAAACUUUACAAUAACUCCAAAUACUUGUAUGCAGGCUGUUAUUUACAACUGGUGCAAAGAACAGAAGCUUGAAUGCACUUAUUUGCCCGAGCAAUUUCAUAAUUACUCCCUAUCAAGUUUGCACGAUAUCUCGGCGCCCCUGAUUGCUGACAAAAACUUUGAUUACAUGGUUGAGCAUAGCGGUUCAUCAGUUGCAUUAUGUAGUGCUAGUUACUUAUCAUCCCCAGUCAGGGAAACGGAUGUGCCAAAGACUAAUUUUACCAGGUUUUAUUCAAAUGUCAAUUGCCAGUUGUAUCUGUCCUUCUGCAACUUCGAUAAGGAAAUGUUUCUGAAUUUGUUUCAAGAGCACUCAGAGCUCCCGGUGGAACUGCAAAGGCAGGCUGUCAAAGACUUAAAAACUGUCCUGAAUAGUAAAAAUGAGGUUUGGCAGUCCAUGAUCUCCAAUGGCUUUUUAGAAGCAUUCCUUGAAUUUCUUAAGAAUGACAAUCUCAGAAGCACAUUACAAGCUCAGAAAACUGGAAUUUAUUUUUUCCUUACGUUUCUUUGCAAUAGCAGGACUAGAAUUUUAUCUAUCACUGAAGAUGCAGUGCGGCUGAUUGUAUCGCUUCUUGAUUCUGAGUUAAAGCUGGAAGCUUUGCUGAUACUUCAUGAACUGCUGCAUCAUCCAAUUUGUCGGGAAUCUCCUCUCAUGGCCUCGCUUGUGGCUCCUUCUGUGGUUGGAGCUUUGGAUACUGGAGACAAUGAGUGCUUGCAGCUCGCUCUAAAGAUGAUCUGCGAACUGUCAUCCAGUAAUGAUGUAAAAUCCUUACUGAUUUCUCCAGGCAUAAUUGCCAAGCGGUCUACAUUGCUCAGUGAAGUAAGCUUGACCGAGUAUUGCUUGAAGAUUCUGCGGAACUUAUGCGAAGUGAAACAAGCUGCUGAUCUUAUCAUCAGAUCAGAGCAUUGCAUCGGUUCCAUUUCAGAUCAUCUAGACACAGGAAGCCGCAGUGAGCAGGAUCAUGCAUCUGUUAUUCUUCAUACGGUAUGUUCCCACAGCACCGAGGCGGAUCAUUUUCUUGUGAUGAAGGAAGGUGUCAUCCCUGCCCUUGUUGAUCUGUCGGUUUAUGGAACUGAGGGGGCAAAAGCGUCUUCAAUCAAGCUGCUUCAAAUCUUGGGGGGCUCAGGGGUAGCUCAUGCUGUCGAUGCUGGAGUAGAGAGCUCACCCAAUGGGUCGAUCUGCAAACAGCCGAUAUCCAAAUCAGCUCGGUAUAUCUCAAGAAAGCUCAGCAUUUUCUCAAAACCCUGGUCACGAAACGUCCUCUGAGAACUAAGUGAAUUUUUAUUUUUUUGAGAAUCAGAACUUUGUGAAUUUGACAACACUGACCACCUGAUGCAAAUGGGAGCGGGUAGUAGUGUCCAGAUGAAAUGCUUAAUGUGGGUACUUUUUUGACCGCAAUGUAUUUGACUAGAGUUUGUAUUUGCACUUGUGUUUGUCUUUCUUUGCUAGGGUAAGAAAAGGUAGGUUUAGCUCAUAGGUCUUGUGUCAAAAAGGCUUGCACUCGGAUGCAUGCUGUUCGAUGUAACAGAUACCUGGAAUGUGUGUUGAUCACAGAAAUUCCAUGGGAGAUUUUUCAUUGGAACUAGAUCGAACAUGGGUUAUGUGAACAGCCGUA